This is a messenger RNA of Lytechinus pictus (painted urchin), 6512 nucleotides long. RefSeq names its product WD repeat-containing protein 47-like. Bases 212 to 1846 code for a protein of 544 amino acids. Gene Ontology annotation, molecular function: protein binding. The transcript has 8 exons. NCBI's taxonomy places the organism in Eukaryota, Metazoa, Echinodermata, Echinoidea, Temnopleuroida, Toxopneustidae. The record is from RefSeq and is a predicted model, not a curated record.
ACCUGAGGUGCGGAACUCUUCAGCCGCUGCUUAUGAGGAUUUUCGUCAGGAUCGCGAGAGGGCUCAGCGUGAGCUCCAAGAGAGGGAGCAACGCAGGAAACAACUAGAGGACGAGUUGACUGGAGGAAGCAGUGCUCCAGCAACUGCUCCACCCGCCACGGCUCCAGGUGUACAGGGAGCUGUCCAAGGCAAUGGAGUGACAAGCACCCCCAUGACUGGGGCCUCAACCAGACAGGUCACACCUCCUAAGUUUACCCUGCGUCCCGCAACUGCCGUGAAAUCAAGUACCCCUAAGGUCGCAUACGGCAUGGUAAACCAUACCCCGGAGCCAGAGGCAUCGCCCAUUCUGAGCCGGCCCAUGUCGUCCCACCAACCCCAACCACAACAUCCAGUGCUACAGCAGCGUAACUCGAUGCGGAACAGCCAAAGGAAUGCUAGUACCAGUAGCGGGACACCUAGCCCUCAGACUCCCAAUCGUCAGUUGGAGACAUCCUUUGGAGAGGCAUUAGGUCAUGGUCGUGGAGUUUCCAAUGCCACAUACAUUAACCAGGAUCCUGUGUUUGAUCCGCCACGAGUCAACCAGUCGUCAUUACCACAGCAAGUGCCUCAGAGGCAACAGCUAUACGAGACGUCUAGGUCGGACCAGUAUAGGUCCCAGCCACAGCGGAUACCCCAACAACAGAAGCAACAUGAUCAAAAGCACUUUGGGGCUGGGUCACCACUGGGUGAUACUUCAAAUACAGUGCAAAGAAUCAGGAACAGUUCUCCUGCUGCUGCUGGUCAGCGGCAGUCUCCGAGACAGCAUCUCAUUGAUAACAAUGUGAUAAAUUCGGGAACUAAGGAGGGCAUCAAGAUUUGGAACCCUACAUGCCAUGCGGUCAGUAGUCUAGAAGAUGUCCAAGCUAUCCGGGCUGUUACGUUUGACCCGACAGGCUCUUUCUACGCAGUGGGUUCCAAUUCAAAGACACUCCGGAUUUGUGUUUAUCCAGAUUUAACAGCAUCAAGUGUUGGAGGUAGUGUACAGCAGCCUAAAGUCUUAUUUAAAAGGAUGCGACAUCACAAAGGUUCUAUCUAUUGUGUUGCAUGGAGUCAUACGGGUAACUUAGUCGCUACUGGGUCAAAUGAUAAACUAGUCAAGCUGGUCCGCUUUGAUCCUGACAAGUGCAAUGCUAGUGGACCAGAUGUUGAUCUGUCGUUCCAUGAUGGAACAGUUCGGGACCUGGUCUUCCAGAAGGACAGUCCUAGUGGGACUACCCUUAUCAGUGCUGGGGCUGGUGAUUGCAGUAUCUACCUGACUGACUGUCAACAAGGUCAGCCUGUACACGCAAUGGCUGGACAUACAGGUCAUGUACUCUCUCUAUACACAUGGUCUGGUCACAUGCUGGCAUCAGGGUCUCAAGAUAAUACUGUGAGACUAUGGGAUGUUAGAACACCUCGAUGCAUCCAGAUUAUAGGCUCACCAGGGUCUGAUAGUGGUGAAGGUAGUGGAGCUGCUGCAGUAGCUGUUGAUCCCUCCUGUCGACUCCUUGCAUCAGGGCAUGAAGACUCAUCCUGCAUGUUGUACGAUAUACAUGGAGGACGCCCUCUACAGACGUUCAAGUCCCAUAGUUCUGACAUCAGAUCCCUCAGAUUCUCGCCACGCAACUUCUACUUGAUGAGUGGGUCAUAUGACUGUACUAUCAAACUCGCGAAUCUACAAGGAGACAUCACACAAGCCAUUCCUUCAGCAACCAUCGCAGAACAUCGGGAUAAAGUCAUCCAGUGUCGCUGGCAUCCUAGCGAUCUUAGCUUCCUGACAUCUAGUGCUGAUAGGACAGUCACGCUAUGGUCUAUGGACAAUCCCUAACAGCAUUGGUUUCAUUUUAUUGUUGACUAUGUGAAGUAGAGGAGCGAUAUUUGGCUAGCCUGUGAGAUUAGUGUGUCUUUCUGUUGGCACCGUGACAUAAGUCAGGGCCGUGUCUUUCAGCAUGAAUCGUGCAAGUGUCUUGUCAUCUCUAACACAUUUUCAUUAUUGACAAGAAAAUUGAUGAUUCUGAGAAAACACUUUGAAAGCACUCUGACAAGUGUCUUUUCAUUGUAAUCCUCACAUUUCAUUCAAGACAAAAUCAAAGGGCAAUUUGAAGAAGCCACUCUGAAAGAAAAAGGCAUCUUUUCAGCACUAAUCCUCAUACUGCUUUAUAGACAAAACAAUGAGCAAUCCCAGAAUAAACUACUCUAAAAGACGCUGAGUGGGAUUCCUGCUAAAAUACAUGGCACAGAGUUUGGCCAAGGUGCCCUAGGAAGAGUGCAAUUGUUUGAGUUUUGUUUUGCUUGUUGAUUAUUGUGAUUUCAAACUGUGUGACUCACCCAAAGAUAUCACAUUCUUACAUAGGAUAUGAAUGUCUAUCAGGAGUGUAUUUCUCCCUUUUUAUUGUAGUAGUUUUUAUGAUGUAAAAGUUCAUUCAGGCAUGAUGCGACAAAGUUUAGUAACGUCAUAUUGGAUUUUCAUUUUAAAAAGGUCAACAUUUUUGCUUUCUUGCCUGCAACUUUUUACAAAUUUUGCUCCAGAUGGCAAGUUGUUCUCCUCAAAGAUAUCUGCUCAUCAUGCUGCUGAUAUAUUCUAAAGAUCUGAAAAAGUAAAAGAGAUGUUGCUGAGCUUGUUAUGCCUUGUCUGAACAUAGUUACAGCUGAUAAGUAUAUACAGUGGCGGGUUCAGCUGGGGCACAAGGGACACGAGCCCCUCUAUAUUGGCAGUCACCCACUGCACAUGCCUAUUAAUUUAUCUAAGUGACAGAAAAUUGAUGUUUUCCCCCCUUUUUUUUCUAAUUUGCUCUUCGAGCUCCCGCUACUUCAAAAUCCACUGAUAUACAGUAUUUGAUCAACUUUUCAUUUAUGGCUUGAUUGAGAUUCUUUGUGGCUCAUGUGUAAUAUAUAUAUCAGGGUUCUAUUAGUCAUUCAAGAGUGUUGACUUCACUGCCUUUAGUCUAUGUAUUAGCAUUAAUACCAUUGUUACUCAUGAAUAACAACACCUUUGUAAUGCUUCAUCAUUAUGAACUGAAAUUGUAAACAAUUUUAAUUUGCCCACCAAUGAAUGAUGGAAGCAUUCUGUACCACAUACCCCAAAUUAUUAAACUAAGCAUUAACAUUUGUUUUGAAUUUAUUGUGUAUCUUAUUGGGCUUUUUCCAAUCCAAAUCACCUUUUAUCAAAAUGUGUAUCAAUAAUUAUUAUUAUUCUUCAAAGCAAAAUGGAAUGUAGAAUGUUUUGCUUUUUUUUCAAGUAAUCACUGCAAACAUGUACCUUUUUUACCAUUUAAACUCAACAUUUAUGAGAAAACGUACUCAUUCUAUUAAAAAUACACAUAUACAGUAUUUUCUGCUGUAAGAAAAGUCAUCAAGUAUCAACCCAAUCACCAUUUAUGGAUAGUGUGUACCCAGUAACCUAUUUUUUUAUGUUGAAUACAUACAGAUAUCUAUCAUUAAGCAGUAGAAUAGACUAACCUCAAGCAUGUUAAGGAAAGUAACCACCAAAUUUAUUCACAUAUUAAUAACUGUGUAUUUGUCUGUAAAUAUAUAUUUUGUUUGGACUAAAAGCAAAUAUAACCUUGACUUGAAGCCAGCAACCUUGCCAUGUUUGUUUGUACCAAGCUGCCCAAUUUUCUCAAGUCGAUGAAUUGUACCGGUCAACCAGGGCGCCCCAUCUUACAAAGAGUUGUGAUUGAUCUGAUCAACCUCAACUAUGGAAAGCCAGCAACGCAACCAUCUAAAAUGCAUGUUCAUUUUAAAAAAUUGUAGAUAUGAUGUAUAUUCAUACAUUCAUCGUUUUCUUGACAAUUUGGCAUGUUUGCCUUUGUUUACAAAGGACAUUUUGCAAAUUUCCUGAAAAAAAAAUUAUGACAUUGGUUGAUUUUCAUAUACUUGAGAUUGAUCGGAUUAAUCGUAAUUCCUUGUAAGAUGGGGCCCACUGCCGAGGGUGGUGUCAUAAAGCUGUUUGUAAAGAAAGUUAUGAACGACUUAACGGACAACUUGGUACCCUUCCUUGAGUCCUAACUGAGAUUGUUAAUCAUUUUGAUACCCAUCAGUCAAGAGUUGACAUUAUAUAGGUGUUCAUGAAAUUAUAAUGAAUUUCUAUGAUAGAUAUCUUUGAUCACACAGCAUGUAUUUUCCCGGCUACCUCUCCUAUAUUGUCAUUUUAUUUGUUCAUUAUCGUUUUCCAUUUUCAUUAUGUGUUGAUUUCAGCACCCAUGCCAUUCCACCUCUGAACCUCAUAUCUCACCCCAGAAUGGUAUACUACCACCUGUUCUGGGGCCCGUUGCAGAAAGAGUUGCAAUCAAUCGCAACUCUAAAAAUCAUGCGCAACUUGAUUUUCAACCAAUCAACAGCGCGCAUUUGGGACUUGCGAUUUAUUUUUUGUCUUGCGUUUAAACACAACUCUUUCUGCAACGGACCCCUGGACCCACUUUGUCCACUUUCUGUUUGAUCUCAUCCCACAUGAUCUAAAUUCUAGUUAUCCUUGAACCAGUUCAUUUGCUAACCAUUCGGUGUAAUCAGCAUUUAGCCCAUUUACCAUUUUGUGAAUUUCCAGGUAGGGCCUAGGCUGUAGCCAUUUUGUCUGAUAAUUACUUGGUCUAACCCCACUACAUGUAGUAAAUAUGAAUAGAUCAACUGCUUAUGAACCAAAUUUCAUUUUGACUAAGUGUGAAAAAAUAAUUCCUUGUUGGCAUCAUCAUCAACCAGGAUAUUUCAUAUAUUGAGGAAUAUAUUUAUGGAUGUUGUGCAUUGCUACUAUUUAUGAACACAAUUAUGGCAAGAAGUCUUGUCGUGAAUGUACAAUUGUGUAUGAGCCGUUUUUCUGAGCAAUCACUUAUUUUUUUGUCAUGAUACAUGUAAUUUUUUUAUAACUAAAGUCAUUACUGUAAUUAGGACAUAAACAGUAUAUAUUUUGUCUUAAAAAAUUCAGAGCCAACUAUUUACAUGUGUUCAUAGUCUCCUCUUGAAAAUAUACAUGUAGUUAUUUGACAAAUAUCAAAAUAGUGAAAUUGUAGCUUCUCUUUCCAUUAUCACAUUUAAAGGAUAAGUAGUGUUUGUGAAGGAUUUGUGACUGUCUCCUUUCUUCACUUAGCACCCAAUAUUACAUUAUAUGAUACAUUUUCAAGUAUAGUAGACAGUUGAUUGUAUUGGUUGUUAAGUUGGUAAGCAAUGUAAUAGUGCCAAACAUUACACCAAUUAAAACACAUCGUGCUGCAAGCUUUUGAACAAUACAAAAGCAUGUCUCACAUGUUACAUUGCAUAUAACUACAUAAUUAAAACAGCUUUUUCUGUCUUGAUCAUACACUCAUUCAUUUUUUAAUUCAUAUAUCACUAAGCCUUGGAUGUGAAGUAUUUUAGAAGUUGAAUGAAAGAUGUAGAUUCUGUGUAAGAGUAUCCCUUUGCAUUCAACAGUAACACUUAAACCAUGAUCAGCACUGAUGUUUAGUAUUGUUAAUUAUAUGGGUACUUGUUCAAACAAUCAUCGAUACAAAUGUUUUAUGUAUUCCAUGAUGUCAUAUCACACUGCCCCUUAUAUUUAGCCAUCUAUCAAGAAAACAGUGACACUAUAAAUGAGGAUAGAAUUUCGUAGGAAAUAACGUUGAUAAAGUAUUGCAUGAACUCUCCUCUGUAGACAUGUUUCCAAACCCCUCCUUUUUCUGUAGUGAUUCAUUCAUGUUUUUCCAGAUUCAAAGUUUGUGUGAAUGCACUUGUUUUAAUUCGAACACCUGUACCUGUAUUGUGUAGAAUCACCACUUAGGGGUGUUGCAAAAAACUUUGCAAUCCAUAUUUUCAAUCGAUUGCAAACUUCUCUUGCAAAUUUGCAAUUGAUUUCAUAGAUCAAUUUUAGCUGUUGCAAGUCAUUUUACGCUCCUUGUUGCAACAGAAAAAAAUCAGCAAUCAUUUGCAAUUUUGCGAUCAGUCACAAGACAUGUGAUUGAUUUGGGGUUCUGAAAUAGGAUUUGCAAUUAAUUGUAAUGCCCAGUUAGACUUAAUGUAUAGGAGAUAGAUUAUAUCUUGGUAUUAUCUGUAAUAUAUAGAUGUUAUCUGUAUCAUACAUGAAACGUUAUAUUUAGCAUUUGUAAAUACAAAAUAGACAUGUGUAUGUGUAUUAUUGUCUAUAGCAAACAUCAAAUUGUUAUGCAUAUCACAGAGUAAAUGCACUUUACACUGCAAUCUAGAUAAAAACAAAUGUUUUUGUUUUAUUUUUUUUGUAGAUCUAAAUACAUGUAUAUAUUGUGGACAGUUUAUUUUCAGGGGCCAAACCAUGCUUUCUAUGAAUUUAUUUCUCUAUUUGCUUUGCUUUGAUUUGUUAUCCUGUGCAUCUGUUUUAUUUUCUUUUUUCUUUUGAACUGACAUAUUUUGGUCUUGAUGACACUGCCUUUUCAUUUUGAAUGCUUGUUUUUCAGGUUUUUAGAAAUUUCAAUUUUGUUGUGAAUCAUUUAUUUAUUUAUACAAAUAUUGAUUUGAUUAAAAUAAAGGCAUUAAAUGCUUGCAGAAUGCUGAAA